This is a messenger RNA of Myxocyprinus asiaticus (Chinese sucker), 6417 nucleotides long. It is a transcript of the gene arid4a, whose product is annotated as AT rich interactive domain 4A (RBP1-like). NCBI's taxonomy places the organism in Eukaryota, Metazoa, Chordata, Actinopteri, Cypriniformes, Catostomidae. Gene Ontology annotation, molecular function: transcription cis-regulatory region binding. The transcript is spliced from 25 exons. Gene Ontology annotation, biological process: regulation of transcription by RNA polymerase II. Bases 768 to 4688 code for a protein of 1306 amino acids. The record is from RefSeq and is a predicted model, not a curated record. Gene Ontology annotation, cellular component: nucleus.
GAUAUUUCCCUACUACAUUCAAACACCAAUUUCGCGGCAUUAAACUCGUACAUUUCUAGCAGUAUUAUUUACACCGCUCAAUCCGAAAGUAACCCAGACAUAAUUGUCGUUUUCCCGUGGUUUCCAGCGAAGGUAUUUAGGCGACGGUGAGAAAAAAAUUGAAUGGCAAAGACUAGUCACAGCUAGUCGGCUUGUUUUCUCACAGGAUUCGUAGUUAAUUCUGACGACUUUUACCUAAACUAAACCCCUUAAAACGACCACUUUCUUGUUAGAAAGUAAUAACGCAAGCUUUUAUCCCUAUGUAGGGGGAAACUCUCCCGUCAAACGUCUCACAUAUUGUUGCAGAACUAGCCCGAAGAGCAGUUUAAAUCGUCAUAACAGCUUCACUAUAUUUAGCUCAACCUUCACAAUUUGAUUGACAUGCGUCAAUAUCCACCAUACCCGUCAGUUUUUGUCCUUUAAACUCAAAUGCAUCGGUAAAAAAUACUGUUAAGUGUGGCAAAUGUGGUGUGAGUGUUUGGUGGAGGGGCUGACAUGGUGCAGGACGGUGUGUAAGCUAUGAUGGCGACGUGACACACACACACACACACACACACACACAGUGAGUGAAGCGGGAAGGAAACACGCAGGGUAUGAAGAGGUUGUGUUUUCCUUCUCCCGUGACUGUUUUCUUUGUUUUACACCAUCAAGAUAUUAUAAGUGGCUCAGAUUGGAGGUAAAGUCAUGUCAAAACCAAUCGAGCUGGACUCCCUCAAAUAGCCAUAAAGAUGAAGGUAGCAGAUGAACCUGCCUACCUGACCGUGGGGACGGAUGUGAGUGCGAAGUACCGCGGUGCCUUCUGUGAGGCAAAAAUCAAGACUGUUAAACGUAUGGUAAAAGUUAAGGUUGUGCUAAAAGGAGACAGCACCUCACAAGUUGUCCAAGAUGACCAAGUCAAAGGACCUUUAAGGGUUGGCUCAACAGUGGAGGUGAAGAGCCCAGAGGGUGGACUUAGUGAAGCUGUCAUCAGCAAACUCACAGAUGCCAGCUGGUACACUGUCGUAUUUGAUGAUGGAGAUGAGAAAACUCUCAGAAGAACUUCAUUGUGUCUCAAAGGCGAAAGGCAUUUUGCAGAGAGUGAGUCUCUGGACCAACUGCCCCUCACUAACCCAGAGCACUUUGGCACUCCUGUCAUUGGAAAGAAGACAAAUCGAGGCAGAAGGUCUUCUCAAGCAGUUGCUGAGGAUGAAAAGGAGUCUUCAUCGAGUGAAGAUGAUGAUGAUGACAGGAGGAGACUCAACGAUGAUCUGUUGGGGAAAGUUGCAUGUAUUCAGAGCGAGUCUGAUAGUAAUUCCUGGUACUAUGCUCUGGUGGUAUCUCCAAGCUGCAAUGAUGACCUUACUGUUAAAAAGGACCAAUGUUUAGUGAGAUCAUUUGCCGAGUCCAAAUUUCACAUUGUGGCACGCAGAGAAGUUCAGGAAGUGAACCUCGACACUAUCUCCAACUCUGAAAAUUCAAACAGGAAAGGGGUUGAAGCAGCACAGCACUUCCUGAAGGACAGACAGGUCCCUGACAGCUGGAAGGUGGACUUGAGUGAGAUUCUGGAAUCCUCCAGCAGUGAUGAAGAUGACGAUGAUGAGGAUGUUGAAGGCAAAGAGAGUGAGGAGGAGGAGAAAGAGCCAGAGCCUGAGGAACCUGAUGAUGAGCCAGACCCAGAGGAGAGAGAUCACUUUCUACAGCAGCUCUACAAGUUCAUGGAUGACAGAGGAACACCAAUCAACAAACCUCCAGUGCUGGGAUACAAGGAUCUGAACCUCUUCAAACUCUCUCGACUGGUAUAUCUUCAAGGAGGCUUUGAUAAUAUUGAAAGUGGAUCUAUUUGGAAGCAGAUCUACAUGGAUCUUGGCAUCCCGGUUCUGAACUCUGCUGCCUCUUACAAUGUGAAAACAGCCUACAGAAAGUACCUGUAUGGAUUUGAAGAGUACUGCCGCUCAGCUCAGAUCCAGUUCAGGACGGUGCACCACAACGAGCCACGGCCAGAUGGCCAGCCGGAGGUGAACAGUAUUAAGACUGAGAAAAAAGAGGAUGAGGAGACAGAGGAAGUGAUGCAGCAGGUCAAAGCAGAGCCUGGACCCAGCGAGGACAAACCUCUGGCAGAUGGAGAUGAGUCAGAUGCUGAGAGUGAAAAGGGACAAAAAGAUAUCUGCUCACCCAGGGGCCGGCGGCGGUGCACAUUGACCCCUGUGAAAGUAGAGGGAAGGGAUUCAAAGGAGGAGAAGAAAAAAGAGGAGGCACAUGGAGCAGGAGAGUGCAGUGGAGAGGAGCUGAAGGAGAAAGCCGAUGGAGAAAAUUCCUGGAAACGCUACAGCCGUCACCUUGAGGAGUCUGAUGAUGAUGAAGAGCCGGAGGAUGAUGAAAAUGAAGAGGAAGAUGGAGAAAGACCCAGGCUCAGGGACAGAGAUGAAAGGGAGGAGGAUGAUGGCUGUGAAGACUCUGAGCACUCUAUGGCAGGCACUAAAGUCAAGGUGAAAUACGGCAAGGGAAAGACGCAGAAAAUCUAUGAAGCUAACAUCAAGAACACAGAGACCGAUGAUGGAGAGGUUCUCUACCUGGUUCAUUACUACGGCUGGAACGUGAGAUAUGAUGAGUGGGUGAAAGCCGAUAGAAUAAUAUGGCCUGUCGAUAAGGGUGGAACAAAGAGAAAACAAAAGAAAAAAGUGAAGAAUAAAGAGGAUGGAGAGAAGGAGAAAGAGGAGGAUAAACAGGCCAAAAUGGGGAUAAGGAGAGGCCGUCCGCCACUCAAGUCCACCCCUCCUGGCACUUCCCGCAGUGUGUCCAAAACCCCCAGCAGUGAGGGCCGAUCCAGCAGCAAAAACUCACAGCCCAGUGAUGCCUCUGUCUUGCCAAACGGAGAUGGUACACCUCGCCGACGCACAAGACGAACUUCUGGAAUGUAUGAUUCUGACAGAGGGUCUAAUGAUUCCGGGAACUCCUCAGAUGAUAGCGAAUGUGAGGACUCUCCGGAGAAGAAGCCAGAGUGGACCGAGAACACCGAUCCAACCCCAACAGCAAAUCAAGAGGCAGAAGAGGAGCUCCAAGAGGAGAGCACAAUUCCAGAACCUGCACAGCCUGAGCCCCAAUAUCCCAAUAGCCCUCAAGAGAUGCCCAACUUCCAGAACUGUUAUAAACCUGAGGAAGACACAUCCCUGUUUCCUGAGUCUGAUGACGGAUCUCCAAAAUCAAGAGCAAAGAAGCCUCGUCUAAGAGAUCCAGGGUCAGAAACUCCUACACAAACACCUUCCACUGCUAAUCACACUGAGACCGAGGAACCCUCCACACCUCCACGGCCUGUGAAGAAACCACAGGAAGCACCGCAUAGCAGUCCUAUAGAGAGAAUAGUUGAGGACACAGCCGGUUCAGACACAGACUCUGCUACAGAGGACAUCAUUCUUCCGGAACGAAGCAGCGCCGUUAAACGCAAAGCCACUGAACAGCGAACGCCAGAGAAGAAGGUUCGCUCAGACAGAAAGGAAGACCAUAAAGUGCCAUCUCCAAUGAAAACGCCGCCACUGGAGAAGAAAUCUGAGGUGGUUAGGAGCCCUGAGCCAGCACAGAAACCAGAAGAGCAUCCUACUCCAACAUUAUCAUCUCCCAGUAAAGAUCUUGAGAUGAAGUCUGAGAUGCCUGCUCUCACCAGAGAGGUGCAGAUCAGGGUGGAACCUCUGUGCACCGUGCUGGAGGAUUCUACAAGGGUCACAAAUGAGGAAAUGAUGCCUCAAAUUGGUCCAGAAGCACUGGUCUGUCAUGAAGUGGACCUCGAUGAUCCGGAGGAGAAGGACAAGCCAUCUGGUGAAGAAUUACUGAUGAUGAUGAAGGAACAGAAUGCUCAGACUCUGGAGCCUUCUGAUCACCUUCCUCAUGUUCUGGCUUUGGUAGAACCUCCACGUCUCUUUUCCCCUUCUUCUGCACCCAGCCCGGACGAAUCCCACAGCACUAAGAGUGAAAGCGAUGCCACCAUUGAGGUGGACAGCGUAGCCGAAUCACAAGAGGGUCUUGGGGAGAACGAAUCGACACAUAGCUUUGAUGCUAGUGCCAGUUCUAGCAACUCCAGCAUUUCGUUGCAGGAGCGAGACGGAAAGGACAGAGGUCAGAAAAGGUUAUUGGACUGCACUACAGGCUCCUCAGCCAAGAAGCAAAAACGUAGCCAGAAACGUUCAAGUGCUGUUUCUAAAACAGAGAAGAAUGGAGCAGGUCACAGUAGUGACAGUGAGGAUCUCUCAGCCAUGGACAGCUCGAAUAAGCUAACCCCAGUCAAGCACUCCAGCCUACCCAAGAGCCAGAAGCUUUCUCGAUCACCUGGUAUGGUUUCUCCCAGCAGUAAAGACCUGGAGAAAGACAAGCACAAAGAGAAGCAGUCCAUCCCUUCCCCCCGCACAUAUAAGUGGUCCUACCAGCUCACUGAGCUGGACAGCAUGUCAAGUACUGAGCGAGUAUCAUUCUUGCAAGAGAAGUUACAGGAAAUCAGGAAAUACUACAUGUCACUCAAGUCAGAGGUGGCAUCCAUCGACAGGAGGCGGAAAAGGUUAAAAAAGAAGGAGAGAGAAGUUUCCCACACCACUGCGUCCACAUCAUCUGGCUCGUCCGACAAUGGCAUGAGUCCGUCGUCAGCUUCCCCUACUCAGAACACUGUGGCUGUCGAGUGCAGGUGAUGGCACGCUUGUGCCCCGCCCCACCUCUGCCUUCUCAGCAUCCCGCUGCCUCUGUGGAGACAUGCAUACUGAUGAGCCAGAGCAAGCAGCCAAUAGCACUCGACUGCCCGCCGCCUCCAUGUCUCCUCCGGUUCCUAAUGGCCACUCCCACCUUCUGCACUUUGUAAACUGAUCCUGCCUCCUGUCGCUCACUGUCGCUACCACUAUCAGCACCAGGGAACGGACUCUACGUGAGGGUUGAAUGUAAUCUAUGAAAUCAAAGCUUAAAGAUUUAUCCAUCCAGAAAGAAAACAAUGGCACUUUUCACUUCUUUCCCCAGAAACCUCCUCUUACAGCUUCUGUGCAGCAGGGACUGAAUUUUGAUGCAGUAGUCAAUCAAUUGUAUGUUCUUCUAUCAGAACAUGGUAAGAACAUCAUCUACGAUCCCUAGGUAAUCGUCACUUAACCAGCUGGACAUGGUUAUUCAAAGAAAGGUCAAUUGUGCGCUUACUCCAUCAGAACUGCCAAAGUACGUGUGUUACAGCAGAGUGCCCUAUUUUGGAAAAGUAGGACAAAGUCGAUUGCAAAAGGGAAUGUAGUUUACUGAAAGCCGCCGUCUUCCACUUUAAGUGUGCGAGCACAUAGAAUUAUGCAAAACCUAUUUUUGUCGUCUUUUUAAGAAAAUGGAAAAUGGAAAGGAAAAAAAAAGAAACAUACAGAAAAUGUUUACAGUGGAACACGAAACCUGUUUUCAGUGGACUAAUUUCCUUUGCAAGUGGCAUUUUGUCUUUUUAUAUGUAACUGCAGAGUUUUUAUUUUAGUAUGGAAAAUUUCAAAAAGUAUAUAUCACAGCCGUGAAGUUAUUUAAUGAAAGAUUUCUAGAGCUGAAAUUUUUGUGUAAAAUAAAGGUAUUAUCUUGCAACUUGUUAAAUAUAUUUAUUCAGUCCGUGGACAGCAUUUUUGUAUUUUUUACAAGAUGAGAAUCACAUAAUCCUCCUACUUUCGCUUCAGUUGGUGGGGUAGAAGGAACAGGUGAAUUUUGUGGGGUCGUUUUGAGCGUGUCGUCACAAUUGAGUAACUACUGUGCAGUAAAACGUGUCCUCCCCCGUUUUGUUUCUCCAUUUGGGCCCAAAAUAUUUUGAGUAUUCCCAUGACCUUUAUGGAACACCAGAAAUGGCGACCUUCGUUUACCCCACUCUUUCUCAGAUUUCCUGGUACUUUCUUUGUUAUAAUUUAAACAUUUAUUCUUAUUUUGAUUUUCUUCUUAGUUCUUGACCAAUUGAAUAAUUCAGUUGAGACAAGUAUGGUAAGCCCAGGGGUUUCUUACUGAUUGUUCCUUUUGUAAAUGGAUCUUCCAAAACCAUGUAUUUGAAAAAUACAUUUUACACAAAACUGUAAAAAUGAUUUAUAUUAUUUUUUAAACAGUACAUCUUUGUAUAUUAAUUUUCCUUUUCUAUGUCAAGUUGGUAGAAGCAUUAGCACAUCUUUUGACUGUAUAUAAUCAACCAUUUAGCAACCUAAACCAAGCUGUCUAGAGUGAUGAACCCAUGACUAUGUUGAACAUUUUAUGCUGUAGGCAUCAAUGAAUACACUGAUGAGAUGAAAUUGUGGAAAAACUUGCUUUCCUGUGACUUCAGUUUAUUUACAGAUUCCUGGAUGAAGAAAUGAAGGCAUUAGGUUCCUGAGCAAAGCCAUUGUAUCUUAAUGUAAAAUAAGAGCUCUGUCAUUUCUAAUAAAGUUUUGAAAUAUU